UUGUGUCGUCAGGUUUAAAAAAAUAUGUGCUGAAUGUAAAGGUCCGAGGACUGUUUUAUCCGCUCCAGUGUUUACUACGACUCCGACUCCUGUGAAAUUCCUGCCGUGGUGGUCACAUACAGUGUUGGCUGCUCGUACCUGAAAUCUGACCUGCGGUGUCACACCACUCCUUUCUGUGUCCCUAAAUACAUUCAGAUGGGGGGGAUGCACUUGCCUUCAGAAAGAACUGCGCAGAAGUCGUGAGGACUUGAAAGUGUGAGGCAAAUUCUCAUGAAGAUAUUUGCUAUGAUGAAUCUCCUCCCUCCCACUUCCUGCCUCGUUCUGUCCCUCUGUUAUGUUAAGUAUCAGGCCUGUGUUCUGUCUGCCACUCUCUGCUCCUUGGGUUUCAAUUCCAAACAUGGUUAUCCUUCUAGGGCUCUAUCUCAGCCCCCUCCUUCCUGUCCCUGAGCCCUGUCCAGCUGUUGGCCCUUCAGUGCUGGCCGGCGUGAGAGGGGACAGCAGAGAGGACAUGCAGUGAGAGGAAAAGUCCUCUCUGACUUCAUGACAACGCCAAACUCUUUGCUUCUUGGCAGUUUUUUGGGAACAAAGAUUCUCCCAAAUCCUUGAGCUACUUGUAUUUGGUCCAAAUUGCUUCGUUGGAACCAUUGGAUUUAAAAGGCUGUUUUUAUUCUCUCAAAAGGCUUCAGAGGAUUUGCCAAAAUGAGCGCAGAGAACUCGACUAUGUUUGACAACUUGCUCUCCAGUCCUGUCUGCGAUGGCUGGACCAACAACACGGAAGGGGCCAUCUAUCAAUUGGGCAACUCGAUCUUGUUCCUGGGCUACAUGGGGGGCAGUGGGGCCUAUGGCUGCCUCUUCAUUUUUGGCUUUCUUGCCCCAUCCUUCCUGUGUUUGGCCAUGUGGGGCUGGCUGACGAUGUGCGGUCUGGACGUGGUCACCUGGAACUUGCUGCUGUUGGUGGUUUGUUUGCUUCAGAUCUGCCACCUUCUGUACCGGCUCCACCAAGAGGGGCUACCGAGCGAGGAGCUGACGUCCCUCUACCAGGCGGUUUACCUCCCACUAGGCGUGCCAGUGCAUGUCUUCAAGGAGAUUGCAGGUGCUUUUGAGAACAAGGUGGUGGAGAUGAAGGCCGGGGAGACGUAUGCAGUGGAGGGCAAGACCCCAAUCGACCAGCUCUCCUUUCUGCUGUCUGGGAGGAUCAACGUGUCUUUGGAGGGUCAGUUCCUGCACUACAUCCACCGCCAUCAGUUCCUGGACUCUCCAGAGUGGGAGUCUCUCAGGCCCAACGAGGAGGGAAAGUUUCAGGUGACACUGACUGCAGAAGAAGACUCGCGUUAUGUCUCAUGGCGGAGGCGCCGUCUCUUCAUGCUCAUGUCAAAAGAGCGCUACAUCGCCCGUCUGUUCUCCGUCAUGCUGGGCUACGACAUCGCUGAGAAGCUCUACAAUCUCAACAACAAGCUCUACAUCAAGAGCGGGAUCCUGCUCGACAUCCGUCUACCUAGCUUGUACCACGUGCUGGCGCCUCCAUCGCAGGGCAGCGAGGGGGGCAAUGACGGCUUCAUCGCCAAGGACCCCCAACAACAGUACAAAGAUGACCAAGCCCCAGCCUACGAGACCAUCAACCCGGACCAGCACCCUCCUUUCCAGCCUUACCAGCAGGGACCAAGAAAGACCUCCGCGGACAACACCGACGUGCCUUCGUAUGAACCCUACCGCUCACCUCGACUGUCAGACCCGGAGCUGCCCUCUGGUGAGGACUCUACCAGCCUGGUCCUGGAGGACUUUGCUGAUGUGGCUGGCUCUCUAAUGGAUUAUGGCACUGAGAUGAGCUAUUUGAGGUAGAGGGGCAGGGGGCUGGAGCUAACACACAGGGUCACCACUUAAGCUACAUGAGGGGGCAGUGAGGAAAACCUGGCACCCCGAUUCAAGAGAGGCCGAGCGCCUCUGGCCCCCACAGACACUCCCAAACUGUGAAAACUGCUGCUCCUGGAAAUGUCAUUUACUUUAUCAGUACGAAGGCGUUACUUGACACCUGUAAUGUCUCGGUCACCUCCUCACUCUCCAUGUUGCUUUCACAUCACUCUCUUAGUCAAGAAAAGAAAUGAGAGCCAACAGUCUGAUACUAUGAUUUACACUUUUGUUUGUAUGAUAUUGUAUUACAUUUAAAAAAAAAAUUAUAUCAUAGCAAUGAAGAGCCAUGUUGAGCUUGAAUUUCUUUCUAUUGGAUCCACAUGUGCACUCAUUUUGAGGAAAGACAAAUUGUGGGACAUAUUUUCAUUGAUAUUUUGGACAGUAUAGGCAUUCACAUCCCCAAACAGAAACAGACCUCUUGUUCCAAAUGGUACGUAAGUGUCACGUCAUGAGGUUGCUCCAUUUGUAAUAAUUAUUGUCAUUUUAAUAGUAAUAAUAAACAGGUGUGAGAACAAGAUUUGCAGUUUUGGCAGAGUUGUUCAAGAGACCAAUCUUCCCAGACAGGACAAAUACACAAUCCUGCUACCAACUUGAAAUUCAUCAUCUAUUCUAUUGAAAGACCACAGUGCUCCAAUGGGGUCCAAUGCCAUCGUAAAAAGCCACCCCCAAAUUAAUAUUUGGAGCUGAAAAAAUGCAGUCCAUGCCUCAAAAGGGGUACAAUACUAGAGAAGAGGUCAUAAUGUUGCAUCUCACAGGGGUAAACAAGCACCAGCAAAAGUAGUAGAUUAUAGUAGUAUAAUAGUCGUGUUUGCGUUUUGGUUUGUCACAAAAGCAAUCGAGUGCCACACCAAGCUCCCUUUUUGUAAUUAUUUGUGCAAAUAUGUUCAUUAAUUUCUUUAGAAAUAGAUCUUUCAUGGGGCCAAGUUUCCUCCAAAGUGUCCAGUGAAAGUGAAGCAUGCUUCUUUUUCCUGCUCCAUUCAAGAGAGCACACUGACUCGUGCCAAACGCAUGGUGAACUUGGAAUAAACGUGGUGUAGUAUG
Synchiropus splendidus (mandarinfish) is the source of this 2949-nucleotide messenger RNA. It is a transcript of the gene popdc2, whose product is annotated as popeye domain containing 2. Gene Ontology annotation, molecular function: cAMP binding. Lineage: Eukaryota; Metazoa; Chordata; Actinopteri; Syngnathiformes; Callionymidae. The transcript is spliced from 4 exons. Gene Ontology annotation, cellular component: sarcolemma. The record is from RefSeq and is a predicted model, not a curated record. Bases 700 to 1839 code for a protein of 379 amino acids.